AUGAUCCUCAAUCUGCGUGGCUAUGACGUCGAAGUCCGAUACAUUCCUUGGAAUAAACAAAUUGUAGCAGACACCCUAAGCAGAGCAGCUGUACCAAGUGCUGAGAAGGAAGGAUAGGAGGCCUUUCAAGAAAUAAACCUGGUCCUAUCUGUCUCGGAGGAGCGAUAUGAAGAAUUCAAAAAAGAAAGCAAACUGGAUGCUGAGUUGCAGGCAGUUCGUACCAUGGUGACGAAUAGGUGACCAGAUACUAAGCAGCAAGUUCCUACCGAAGCAAGACCCCACUGGUCAUUUCGAGAUAAAGUUGCAGCAGUAGAUGGACUUCUCUUCAAAGAAACUCGCCUGAUAGUCCCAAAAAGCAUGAGAGCUGAAAUGUUUCGUCAGAUUCACAAGAGGCAUCUAGGAAAGUCAAGUGCAGACAGAGAGGCCGGGAUAUGCUAUUUUGGCCUGGAAUGUCGGUCAGUGGACAUUGAGCAGAUGGUGACCAAUUAUGGUGUGUGCGAACACUACGCUAAUAAGCAGCCCUGAGAGCCUCUGAAACCUACUAUUCCACCAUCACUUCCGUGGAAGAAGAUCGAAACAGAUUUGUUUGAAUUUCGCGGAGAACAUUAUUUACUCUCUGGGUGCUACCGUAACAAUUUCCCGGAAGUCACUAAGCUGAAAUCCUUAAGAAGUGGCGCUGUGGUAGAAGAGCUGAAGAGGCAGUUUGGAGCCCAUGGUAUCCCACCUGAAGUAGUCUAAGAUGAUGGCCCCCAGUUCACUAGCAGUGAAUUUAAAGAGUUCGUAAAGGAUUAGGGGUUCAAGCGCACAACCAGCUUACUGCAUUAUCCAGAAGCCAAUGUCGAAGCUGAAAGAACGAUUCAAACAGUAAGGAACCUGUACCGAAAUAAUGAUGAAAAGUACCUAGCCCUGCUGGAUUAUCGAACAUCACCAUUGCCAGACAUCGGGCUGUCACCAGCGCAACUACUUAUGGGACGCCUACUGAAAAAUGAGCUGCCUAUGAUGGAAAGUUUGCUUACUCCAACCAGCAACAAUCAGAAUGAAAUCUCCAAACACCUGAAGAAGACUAAAGAACAAAAGAAAAGGAACGAUGACCGCCAUGCCAGCAAGAGUAUGCAGAAACUUAAACAGGGUACUAACGUGAGAAUGCAGCCUGAGACGGAUAGCAAGCUAUGGAGAGCAGCAACAGUUUUAAGACAACACCACACCCCAAGAUCUUAUGUAGUGCAAACUGAAGACGGAAGAAACUACCGCCGUAACAGACAGUAUCUACGAGUUUGUCCCGCCCCGGAACAAGAGAUAAAUCCUGAACUGUCAUUAGAGAACAGAGCAAACCUGACGGUUGCCAAGGAAGAGUCUAAUCAAGCUGCACCUCCUGCAGUGCUGCCAGAUCCACCAUCACAAGAGCAGCACUCCCAGCUUCCCAAAGAGAGCAGUGGAACCCCAUAUGUGACCCGGAGAGACAGACAAGUAGUAGAGCCCAACAGGCUUGACCAAGGACUGUGA
Molecule: messenger RNA, 1503 nt
Organism: Porites lobata
Lineage: Eukaryota; Metazoa; Cnidaria; Anthozoa; Scleractinia; Poritidae
Source: the annotation of a GenBank genome assembly